Molecule: messenger RNA, 624 nt
Organism: Entamoeba invadens IP1
Lineage: Eukaryota; Evosea; Mastigamoebida; Endamoebidae
Exons: 1
Coding region: 1-624 (207 amino acids)
Biological process (GO): double-strand break repair via homologous recombination; resolution of meiotic recombination intermediates
Cellular component (GO): nuclear body; RecQ family helicase-topoisomerase III complex
Source: RefSeq, a predicted model, not a curated record
AUGUCAAUUGCAGGUCAAAUCCAACAACGACUGUUGCCAAUAAAACUUACAGCCAAGUUUGUUGCUGACUGUAUCACCUAUUUGCAGAUGUCGAAACCACAAAUUCUGGGAAAUAUCGACACAAUGACCCAAUACGUAUACAACACAUUUUUGAAUUCGAUGAUCUCCACGUGCUGCUCUUCGUUUCUCCCAGACUUCUCGUUCGACACCAAAGAGGAAAAACUAGACAUAGCAGUGUUACAAAUCAAUGAGUACACAGAUGUGUCUGCGUCAGUCGAUGAUGCUUUUAAAGAAACGAAAAACAGAAUGAUGAAGCUCGCGUUGACAGACGGAAUGAAAAUUGUAUAUGCGUUUGAGCACUCUCAUGUGAAUGGACUAUGUUUGGGAAUUAAACCUGGGGCCAAGAUAGUGUUGAGGAAUGUGAAAGUACGAAGAGGGUAUUUGUGUCUCGACAACACGAAUUGCCAACUAUUAGGUGGAGAAGUUGAGGAGCUUGUGAAAUUGGAACAAAUGAAAAGGGCUGCGUUGGAUAAGAAAUACAGACCUUCAUACGUUCCUUUGUCAGUCAAAAGAACAGAACAAGUUCCUUUGGGACAAGUAGAUCCAGACGAAGACGACCAAUAA